AUGGCAGCAAACGACUACUACGCCGGAGCGCAGAACUUCCCACCCCACCCUCAAGGCAACCAAGCCCCACCACCUCCAUACAAUGCCAACUACGGGCAAGCUCAGCAACCUCCGCCGCGACCUUCGCCCCAGCCAGAGAGCAAGAGGGAUUACUAUCCACCAGUACCACCACAGCCCGGGGCGCCAUGGCAGCAGGCGUACAACAGCCAUCAUCAUCCAAGCCAGCAUUACUAUGGCAGUUCGCAUUCGUACCCACCUCAGCAACAACAACAACAACCCCAUUCCCAAAACUACCCCUACUCCCAACCACCUCCCCCACAAACCAACGGCUACCACCCCCAACAACCGAACGGCUACCCCCCACCACAAAACGGCUACCCACCCCAACAACAACAACAACCGCAAAGUUCCCACCCCGACGACCACCCCCACAAACACCACCACCACCACCGUCAACACGAGAAGAAAGCAUCGCACGAGUCCCGCGACAGCUUCCUCGGCGCCGGCGCCGGCGGCAUCAUCGGCGACGUGUUGCUAGGGCCCGGCGUCGGGACGCUGGGCGGCGCGGUCAUUGGCGCGCUGAGCGGGAACGCGCAUGCGAAGAAGCAGAAGCAGAAGAGUCGGAGUCGGAGUCGGGAUAGCCGGACGAGGAGGAGGAGGAGUCGAAGCGGGAGUCGGGAUGAUGGGUACUGA
Messenger RNA from Letharia lupina, 693 nucleotides. RefSeq lists its product as uncharacterized. NCBI's taxonomy places the organism in Eukaryota, Fungi, Ascomycota, Lecanoromycetes, Lecanorales, Parmeliaceae. The transcript has 2 exons. The coding region runs from base 1 to 693 and encodes 230 amino acids. The record is from RefSeq and is a predicted model, not a curated record.